AUGUCAUUAGUACUGGAGUACGUUCAGCGCUGGCAUUCUGAAAAAGGAGUUUUUGAAAAGGAAUGCCUUCGGUUCCCUGGUUUCAUGACCAAAUUGCAAGUGCGAAACGCGGAUGCUACAAGUACCGACAGUGCCAGUGAUGGAAUGAAUUAUGAAUCAUACAGGACGUUAUGUCAUAAAUGGCAAUAUCGAAUGACGCGUUCGUGCCUUUCCAUCUUGGACGGCACCAAUUAUGUGAUGAUGAGAAAUUGUUUAAUUGUUAUGAUUAAGACGUUGGCAAAUUUCCCCUUGAUCGAAAAUCACAUUGCAAAUAUCGAGAAAGCUGUGAACAGAGUACGCGAUGUCGAGAAAGGUCACAGGGAUGAUCUUUCCCUAAUGGCUGCUUCUUAUGCGGGUCAUCUGCGGAUGCGUAAGACGCACACGUACACCGAGUCGCAGUUUCAUAACAGGAUAACAGAUGCAGCCAAAAAGGCAACGCGUGCCACUCCAACAAAAAGUCCGGCUGGUGGCAAUAGUGCAACUGUGAAAACCCCAUCGGCAAAGAACAUAAAUGCAGAAGCUGUAGACUCGAGCAAACAGCAACAGGUACAUCCUAUCGCGGUCACUGUGCCUGAUCCUAGGAAAGCAUCUAAUGGAGUGACUGAGUCACGAAGGGCAGUAGUUGCUGAUGAGGAGAAACGAAAAGCAGAAAUGGCAGUUGCAGAUGCUCCAUCGAAAAAGAAAUUAAGUAAGUAA
Molecule: messenger RNA, 735 nt
Organism: Gongylonema pulchrum
Lineage: Eukaryota; Metazoa; Nematoda; Chromadorea; Rhabditida; Gongylonematidae
Source: the annotation of a GenBank genome assembly